Messenger RNA from Plectropomus leopardus (leopard coralgrouper), 1735 nucleotides. RefSeq lists its product as uncharacterized. Lineage: Eukaryota; Metazoa; Chordata; Actinopteri; Perciformes; Serranidae. The record is from RefSeq and is a predicted model, not a curated record.
UCCUCCUGCAGCUCCCUCUCCUCCUCCUUCUCCUCCUGCUCCUCCUUCUGUAGCUCCCUCUCUUCCUUCUCCUGCUCCACCUGUAUGCUGCCCCUGCUCCUCCCUCCUGCCACGCCUCCUCUCAGCUCACCGGUUGGAGAUGCGGCGCCUCCUGAGAGGAGCACUGGCCUCCCUGGGCCAUCGUCUGGACUCCCUGGAGAGGAGGAGUCGGAGGAAGAGGAGGAAGAAGAGGAGUAGGCAGAGGGAAGAAGAAGAAGGAGCAGGAGACGCUGCCUCGUGUAGCCCCGCCCUACUCCCACCUGACUCCUCCUCCUCCUUGUUGUCCUCCUCCUCAGGGAGUGAGGAGUCCUACAGGCUGAGCCAAUCAGAGCGGAGGAGGAGGUGCAGAGGAGAGGAGCAGGAGGAGGAGGGGGGGAAGAGGAGGAAGAAGAACCACAGAAGAGGAAAAGAGGAGGAGGAGGAGUCUGGGAGGUUUGUGGGGCGAAUGGUGGUCUCCUCCAGAGGAGGCGCAGAGGAGGAGGCGCCGCUCACUCUGCAGAAGUUCAACCACAGGAAGCACAGAAGAAGAGGAGGAGCAGGAGGAGGCAGCCAAUCAGAGGCUGUCAGUGUCGUCAGGCUGAACGGUUACAGAGUGCCGCUGCCGCCGCCGCACGGCGGCUCCAGCUCCUCCUCCCAGCAUGCCUUGCGCCUCCUGCAGUGGGCUCGGACCUGCAGCCAAUCAGAAGCCCUCAGCGUCUCCUCGGGCCAAUGGCGUUUCUCCGAGCUGGCCCCGCACCUCUCCUCCAAUCACUGUACUGUUCACCUGUGGCACAUAAGCCCCUCCCCCUCAUUUAGCCCCGCCCCCAUGCUGCGCCUGUCGGCGGUUGCCGUGGAGACAGUGACAGGGUCAGUGAAAGGUGGAGUCUGUGUGAGUCCCCUGCGGCCCCUGAGGGACUGGACAGCCCCGCCCAGUCUGAGCAGCGACCACUGUUACGUGCGCACGCCAACGCCGAGCUCAAUGUUUUCCACCCGGCGACCACAGAAGCAGCGGGCCAAUCACAGGCCCCGCAGCCUGCGACCCCGCCUCCCCUGUCUCCAGCCCCUCCCCCUCUGCUCAGCCAAUGGCCUAACUGCUCCGCUGGCCAUCGGCCAAGCAGCAGCAAGCUCAGACUUUCUCAGCACAAAUGGAGAGACCGGCAAACGGGUCUCACAGAUACGAAUCCGCCGUGCAUCGCCACGAGAAACGCCUCUCACUCCCAUGGGACUGCCAAAGGUCAAAAGGUUAAAGAAGAAAGAGUUCAGUCUGGAGGAGAUUUACACCAACAAGAACUACAAAUCCCCCUCCACCAAUAGGAGUCUGGAGACGAUCUUUGAGGAGCCGCGGGAGAAGGACGGAGCGCUGCUCCUGAUGGCCAGCAGAGGAGGCGCAGGCUGCUCCUCUUCCCUGACUUCACUCAGCCCAGGAAGAGGAAGAAGCCUCAAGGGGUGGGGCUACCUGUUGCCAUGGUGCCCAGGAAGCGGGCGGCAGCGCGUCGUCAUUGUGGCGGAGAUGACGAUUCAGACCUGGACGUGAUGCUAGUGGAGCGACUGAGCGCGCUCGAAGACUUCCUGACCCGGCAGGGCCUGGACGUUUGAGCUGUGACAUCACUUCCUGUCAGCUGACCAAAAGCCAAAUAAACAGAGCUGCUAGCAUGGCUGCUACCGCUGGUUACCAUGGUAACACCGUCAUUACGGUGGUCUGAUGUAGCGGUUUUUC